Triplophysa dalaica is the source of this 1532-nucleotide messenger RNA. RefSeq names its product cysteine/tyrosine-rich 1 (gene cyyr1). Lineage: Eukaryota; Metazoa; Chordata; Actinopteri; Cypriniformes; Nemacheilidae. The record is from RefSeq and is a predicted model, not a curated record. The transcript is spliced from 4 exons. Bases 324 to 782 code for a protein of 152 amino acids.
UCGGUGUUUUGUCUGCGCGCUAGAUGCGUCCCCUCGCAGUCGCGCAGAGAUUCAUCUGGGCGCUGUUUCUGGGGGGAGGGGAUCGCGUCGAAGAAAAGAAAAUAGCGCAAGUAAGAAGUUGGAGACAAAAGAGGAAGGAGUCGGAGGCGAAGUUUAGAGGGACGCGCGCACGUGGAUGAAAGAGCUCGUUUUAACGCGUAACUUUAACGUUAACUUUUGACAAGUCCCCGAACGUGCCGAUGAGACUCUUUAACUGUAACUGUACGACUCGAUAACAUGUAAAAGUUGGACAGACGCGGCUUUUCGGGGUUUUCUUCUGGAUCAUGAUGGAAAAUCCGAGGAAGAGCUGGAAGUUCUUGAGGGAGUCGCUCAUUCUGUGCUUAUUAUCCGGUCGAGGGAAUGCCGAGUGUGACAGUUGUAUCGAGUACUGUUGUGAUGGUGUACCUCCUUUCUGCUGUUCUUACUAUGCCUAUGUUGGAGAUGUGCUCUCGGGAACAGCCAUCUCUGGGAUCGUGUUUGGUGUUGUGUUCCUAAUGGGCGCGGCGGCCGCCAUCUUUCUUUGCAUCUGUAUGUGUGUGAAGAACGGGCGAGGGGCGAGAGUGGGCGUCUUCAGUACCUCAUAUAUCGACACAGUGACUCAGGGUUACCCAGGCCCGCCUCCCCCUUACAGUUAUGAUUAUGAGAUGUACCCCCCAGAUCUGCGGCCGCCACCGUACACACCGACUCCACCCAGAGAAACAAACUCUCCUCCUCCUCCGUAUCCAGGAUACAAUAGAAAAUGAGCUGAGAUGAGCGUGUCGUGGCGGGUGAUGAAUGAAACGCCUGUAUGAGCUGAAACAGCCUUGUCACCUGUAUGAGCCGGUACCUGACCGUGGCUGUGAGGGAUUUGAGAAUCCAUCAUAACAGUCACAUAGAGACUCUUACAACGGGAUGUGAACAUUUUUGAUGGCAUGGACUUCUACUGAAGACUCUUCUACUGAACCCUUAUAUCAUUGAGAAUAGGACAGCAUGACAACCCAACUCAUAUGACUUGAGCUAACAAAUGUAUUUUACUGUGAAGCAAUUUAUUCCAAUUUAACUAUGUGUUGUCUUUGGCAUGAAUUGAAAAUACAGUGAAAUCACUGUUGUGUUAUUUAUGAAAAUAAGAUUGAUUAUUGUUGUGCACACAGUUCCUACAUGAUGUCUGUGUCAUGUAAGCACACAAUACUGAUCAACAUUGAUUUUGUCUGCUGGGGAAAACGUUAUGACUAUUUAUUUAUUCACGUGACCAUUAGUACAUUAAUUGGGACCUUGAUGUGUUAUAAAAUAAACUGGGUGCAAUUUCUUUUAAAAUGAUAAAAACACAUUUUCUGACCCAUUUACAAGGAAGAUCACUUUAAAUGUGUGUUUAACUUUUAUUAAAAUGUAAGUUUCUCAAAAAUAUAUUGCUUUGUUAUUAAAUAAAAAAGAUAACGUCCUAUAAAUUAGAGAUAAACUGCAGUUUGAUAAAUGGACACAUGGUGGCAGCAAAGAAAAUAAAACCGUAAAUAAUA